AUGUCUCGUGGAUUCAGUCAGUGGUUUGGAGCUGGCGUUAAUCCCUUCGCGUUGAAGGGACGGCUCAAAAAUGUUCAGCGCAAAGCCCAACAGAAACAGCAAGAGCGGAAACAGCGAAAACAACAGCAAAAGGACCAGCUUGCUCCUGAAGCGGUGCCACAAAAGGACAUAGAUGUGGUGCUCGCUGUGGUUUGCGAAGAUGAAGGAGAAGAUGCCGCCAACGAGAAGCAUGCCGAGGAUGCCCACGCGAACGAAGCAGCGUUGCAGAAGAUUGGGGUAUCUCUAGAUUUGAAUAAACCGGUUUCCUGCGAGCAUUUCUCGGAAACACCCGAAAGAAUGACAGAAAACAGUGAUGCAGGAUGUGCCUCUCAACCUGGCUCGUCUCUUUGCUUAGCUCCUUUGGAGCCCAACACAGAACCAUCGGCAGCCCCUGACGAGGACAAAGAGGUUUUCGAGGGCUUUGACGGGCAAAUAACUCCCAAGUUUGGUUCUGAUGAUCAUCGUCGCAGAGAACAUUUUCAAGAACCAGACAAACCGACCUGCGAUGCAGACGUUUCAGAGGCACUGGAAAAGAAGACGGAAGAGGAUGACCCAGGAUGUAACGCUCCUCCCGGAACCGCUCCCAGAUCACCAUCUCCAGAACCCAUCCUAGAACCUCCAAAAGAGUCUGACGACACCGAAACAAAGCCCCCCGAAGUCCCCUUAGAGGAGCAGCCUCACGAGCCCAAAAAAUCGCCCGGAGACAUCCAAACAGGAACUCCGAUGAAGGAAGCCAUACCUUGCCCGCCGAGUCCUCGUGAACGUGUCGAAUCGAGCGAUUCAGAAUCCGACAUCAAGCGAAUAUUCGCACAAAGGCGCAGAUCGAAACGCACGGCACGACAGACACGCGACACUCAAGUCAAAGUCAACGUCCGGCUGACCCUUGACGACGCGCUGUGCGCGGCUGUGCAAGGAAGAAUGGGCGAGACUAAUACAGCAAAAACUGACCCCGACCCGGAGUCUUCGAGGAGAAACGAGGUCCGUGCCAGCGGAGAAUUUACGGAGGAUAUAGAUGCUGGUGAUGGGUUACACCCAGUCGAGCAAAGGCGCUGGUUUGAAACCCCGGUGGACUUGUUUAGCCCUUUGGGGAUCGGUAGCCUUGUUGCCGUGGGAGUGGUCGCGGCUGCGUUCGGGUUUACUGCGAGGCUUGUCUAUGGCCGUUUCGAUUAA
Messenger RNA from Uncinocarpus reesii 1704, 1209 nucleotides. RefSeq lists its product as uncharacterized. The record is from RefSeq and is a predicted model, not a curated record. Bases 1 to 1209 code for a protein of 402 amino acids. Lineage: Eukaryota; Fungi; Ascomycota; Eurotiomycetes; Onygenales; Onygenaceae. The transcript has 3 exons.